Molecule: messenger RNA, 1291 nt
Organism: Conger conger (European conger)
Lineage: Eukaryota; Metazoa; Chordata; Actinopteri; Anguilliformes; Congridae
Exons: 6
Coding region: 419-1291 (290 amino acids)
Biological process (GO): proteasome localization; nuclear protein quality control by the ubiquitin-proteasome system
Cellular component (GO): nucleus
Source: RefSeq, a predicted model, not a curated record
ACAAACUCAAGGCCACGCCCGCGCGGCACUUUUCCGCUGCUCAUAGCUAUCUGUUAUAUUAUCUUUCCUCGCAGUGAGUGCAGCUGGUAGUGUCUUUUCAUCCUUUUCUCUGGCUAAAACUAACAUCAGAAUUCUGUUUCUAAACGACAAUUUAAAGUGCGUAUCAUAGGUUAAGAUAAAUAGUUUGGUUGCUAGUUUGCUAACAGUAAAGCCAGGCAUCUUGCAGGCAAAUUGUAUUAAGUUAGUUAGCUAGAAUAACAAGGUGAAGCACUGACUAGCCAACUUGGAAAGCAAAGGCUGUUUUAACUACAAAUUUCAACAAAACGGUCAGUCCAUAGUUGUCUUAAGUUUAUAUACCUCUGUUGUAUCAACUUAACGUUAGUCAGCCAAUAACAAGCAAGCUAAGUGUCAAACCAGAAUGGCAACUGCUUACCAAGAAAGACGCGUUCUGGUGGAAAUCCCUGCUCCACAGCCAAAAAUCGCGGGUCACUUGCGGCGACCGUACUUGGAUGUGCUGAACUCGCUUGUGCGAUCAUCGCCCGACGCUUCCAGAGCUCAGUCCUCCCAAACGCAACGCGACCGGCCAAGAGCUGGCUGCCUCAGGGGGCAGCGGGUCGCCAGGUGCGAGGACCGGGGUGAGGACCUGCAGGGUCGCCAGAUCUCCCUCUCGCAGCGAGACCUGGUUCAGCUGAUCCGCUCCCUUUUCCUGCUGAAGCAGGAGAAGACGCGCGCUCCCCUGUGCUCGGAGCUGAAGCUCCUGCAGGUGGAUCUGCAGCUGCACAAGGCCCGGGUGUACCGGUCCAUCCCCUACUCCCGGCUGGGCUCCAACCGGGACGCACACUGCUACCGCAAGGCCUACCCUCACCUCCUGGCCUUCAAGAGCGCGUGUCAGGAGGGAGGCAGGCUGCUGCUGCAGAGCCAGCAGUGGGAGGCGGCGCUGGAGCACGCCCUGGUGGCCUGGAGGUAUACCAGCGAGCUGCCGCAGUGGGACACCGCCGGUCACAACGCGGUGAAGGAGCAGUGCUACGCCCUGCUGGCCUCACACUGCUCCACCGCCCUCCAGCGCGCCCCUCCCGGAGCGGCCAGGGCCGGGGAGCUCCUGAGGAGGCUGAAGGCCGCGCAGGCUCACAGUCCGCUCCUCUCCCCGUGCGUCCGAGAGCUGGAGAGGCUUCUGGAAGAUUCCGCAGCACGACAGGGCCGUCCUGAGCUCAGAGACGACCCCAUCUGGGCCGGAAACCCAAAGACUGAAGUCCGGACCAGGCCCGUGCCAGGGCAAAGGCAUCUCCUGUGA